AUGCCUCGCCCACACGCUCCGGACCACUGCAUGAUGCUUGUCAAGCCCGAGGAAGAUGAUGUGCAUGAAGUCGAGACAACCCCCGACAUCUUCAAAGUACGGCCCACCAAACUGGGCGUCGCAGUUCUGCGAGGUCUUGAUCCCUCGAGAUAUCCUGUGGAGGACAAUACCAUCAUAUUCCUGGGGCUCGCGAGGUACAUCGGCGCUCAAGGGGGGAUCCACAAUCCUACAGGACUUGUCUUCUCCAUUCCACACAGAUAUGUGUUGCUCGAUACUAGCUAUGCAUGUUCGCUCAAGGACGUCUUCUCGUGGAGAGUUGUGCUUGUCCCUGCGGAUGCUAUUCAUGCCCACCUUCGAGAGAAAGUUCCAGAUGUGCUGGCUACGCUCGCUGCCGCGGAUUGGCAGUUCAGGUCACGACGCCCUCGCCCUGGUGCAGAGGGUGGCACGCCAGCACCAGACGAAGAUCUCGAGUUGCACAGGCGAUAUGAUAUUUAUCAACAACUGGAGCCUGCUCCAUGCCAGAGUGGAGUACGACGACAGAGCAUCAUCCGCCCGGAGUGUGGUGCGUCCCUGGCUGCAUGA
Microdochium trichocladiopsis is the source of this 582-nucleotide messenger RNA. RefSeq lists its product as uncharacterized. The record is from RefSeq and is a predicted model, not a curated record. Bases 1 to 582 code for a protein of 193 amino acids. Lineage: Eukaryota; Fungi; Ascomycota; Sordariomycetes; Xylariales; Microdochiaceae. The transcript has 4 exons.